Molecule: messenger RNA, 1068 nt
Organism: Parastagonospora nodorum SN15
Lineage: Eukaryota; Fungi; Ascomycota; Dothideomycetes; Pleosporales; Phaeosphaeriaceae
Exons: 1
Coding region: 1-1068 (355 amino acids)
Biological process (GO): DNA alkylation repair; regulation of DNA-templated transcription
Cellular component (GO): nucleus
Source: RefSeq, a predicted model, not a curated record
AUGGGCAAGAAGAAGGCGAAUGGCGAGUACAACGACUUCGUAGAUGGCGAGAAGCUGCGUGAUAACACGGAGAUUCGAACUUCGCUGCAAGGCACUUCCACUACAAAUGCUUCGCCUUCGCCGAUAGCAAUAGGCCAUGACCAGAAAGGGAGCAAGAAGCUUGGCAACAGCAAAGGAGCUUCAAAGAGGCCGCGAUUAACCCACUUCCUAUGUUUACCUCUGGUCACAGAUGCCAAUAGACAUCAACUUCAGAGUGGGUUGCAGACUCUCAAGGGCGAUCUCGAAAGAGACCCCUUAGUUCCAGCAAAAGCAGUGCGACCACCCGGUACUCUGCAUCUUACACUGGGUGUUAUGAGCUUCGACAAUGCUCAAUUAGAAGAAGCGAAGCAGUUCCUACAAGAGCUUCAUCUGCACAGAAUCCUGCGAGACCUCACACAGCGGAAAGUCGCAGAACAAGCUGCCGAAGACGGCGCGAUAUCCGAGAACCUCAACGCAGCCGCCAUGCCCGACACAGACUCGUUGACCAUCAACUUAGAAGCACUAACACCCAUGCAGUCGCCGCAAAACACAAGCAUACUUUACGCGACCCCAACAGACUCACAUCAGAGACUGGUCCCAUUCGCAAAGUUACUGCGGAAAGAGUUUAUAAACAACGGCUUCAUGAUCGAAGACUCCCGGCCCUUGAAACUCCACGCUACCAUCAUUAACACCAUCUACGCCAAGUCCAGCGCACGCCGAGGACGCAAAAGCCAUGUGAAAGAGACACUGAAGCACAUUGAGCAUAAAAUUUCUCCACAUCACCACGAUGGUUCGGCGGCGGAUUCUGGCGAAGACGAUCCGUCAAGGAGUGAAGGCCACGGUCCCGAUGCAAAAGACCGGAUGCGCUUCGAUGCCCGGGAUUUGAUCGACAAGUACAAGGACUUUACCUGGGCUGAGGAAGUGAGGAUAGAUAGAGUGCAGAUAUGCAAGAUGGGCGCGAAGAAGAUAUGGAGUGGGGGAAAUGAGGGCGAGGGUGAGGUGGUCGAUGAGCAGUAUGAGGUCGUGUUUGAGAAGGGGAUAUUUGAGUAG